Fonsecaea monophora is the source of this 1749-nucleotide messenger RNA. RefSeq lists its product as hypothetical. NCBI's taxonomy places the organism in Eukaryota, Fungi, Ascomycota, Eurotiomycetes, Chaetothyriales, Herpotrichiellaceae. The record is from RefSeq and is a predicted model, not a curated record. The coding region runs from base 1 to 1749 and encodes 582 amino acids. The transcript has 4 exons. Gene Ontology annotation, cellular component: mating projection tip. Gene Ontology annotation, molecular function: phosphatidylinositol binding; protein binding. Gene Ontology annotation, biological process: conjugation with cellular fusion.
AUGAAGGCUAUCCGCCGAUCUCUCAAGAGUGACAAGGACACGAGGCAGCCACCAAGUCUCACCAUCACCCCCAAGACGAUCCAGGCGCUUCCUCCCAAGAAAGUGAUAAAAGCCUUAUACGACUACGAGCCCAAAAAUGGCAAUGCGCAAGAGUUGUCCUUCCACAAGGGCGACUUUUUUCACGUCCUGAGCCGCGAGGACGACACAGAGUGGUACGAGGCCUGCAACCCGCUCAUCCCCUCGGCGAGAGGGCUCGUGCCGGUGGCCUACUUUGAAGUCGUCGGGGAGAAGAUGGAUGGUCACGACUCGGGAUUUUCAGAGAAAGGCUCGACCAAUUCCGGCCACACAAGAUCCGAAUCAACUGCCACUACAAGACCGAGUCCAGGAGCACACCAGCGAGGGCCGAGUAUGACCGGAAGAAACGCGGGCGCCAUGGUCUAUGGUGUGGUGCAAUAUGAUUUUCAUGCGGAAAGGGCAGAUGAGCUGGACGCCAAAGCCGGCGAAGCAAUCAUUGUCGUGGCGCAGUCCAAUCCGGAAUGGUUCGUUGCGAAGCCGAUAGGACGGUUAGGAGGGCCAGGAUUGAUUCCGGUUUCGUUUGUCGAUAUUAAGGAUACAGCAACAAUGCAAUCGGUGGCCGACCCCCUUGAGGCUGUCCGGAAAGCAGGCGUCCCUCGAGUUGAAGAGUGGAAAAAGUUUGCAGCGGAAUACAAAAACAGCAGUAUCAGCCUAGGCAAAUUUGACAAUCCCCAGGCUCAAAUGUCAUCCGAGAUGGCUCGCAUGAGCAUUCAAAAUACCUCCUCGCAGCAAUCACUCCCCAACACAAACUAUAACGGUGCGAGAAUGUCGCAGCAGUCGAAUAUCCCUCUUGCGCCGAUCAGCGCUUCAGUGCCCCGUUAUUGUUUCGACAACGACAUGUACUGGUAUAUCAUCGAAUGUCAAAUGGAAGACGGUCGAUGGUGGGAGCUAUCACGAUACUACGCUGAUUUCUACGACUUUCAGAUUGCUUUAUUGGAGAUGUUCCCCGAAGAAGCCGGCAAUAAGGGCAAGCCUCGUACCCUCCCGUUUAUGCCUGGGCCGGUAGCACAUGUCACGGACGCAAUUUCCAACGGUCGACGCCAGAAUUUGGACGAAUAUAUCAAAAAGAUAGUGGCAAUGCCGCCUCACAUCUCCAAAAGCAUGCUUGUGAGAAAUCUAUUCAAGCCCAAACCGGGUCAAGAUUUUGAAAUAGACCCCAAUGCGCUAGGCGAGGAUUACCGACUAUCCGCGGGAUCGCAGCAAUCGAUGCAACCAGUCUCGCGGACGUCCUCUAACCAGCAAGCGCCCGGUAUGGCGUACGGAGGUAUGCCACCUCCCAGCGCACGAGCGUCCCAGCAACAUCGAGGCCCUGUACCCAUGUCCACUGGGACCGGCGUGGCCAUGGGAGGGCCCCCUUUCCUGCACUCCCAGGCCAGCAAUUUGACUCAAAAUUCCACCUCCUCAAGCAUGAAGGCUAGCAACGCCAACGCUGUUAUGAAGGUCAAGGUGUUCUUUCAGGAUGACAUUAUUGUCCUGCGCGUACCUCAGGACAUUAUAUUUGCUGCACUGCGGGAGAAGCUGAUGGAACGUCUAAAGGUCAAUGAAGAUAUUGUCAUACAAUAUAAGGACGAGCCAACGAACACUCUGAUUGACCUCGAGAACGAUGACAACCUCGACGUCGCGCUACAACGGAACCCAAAACUAACACUCUACGUCAAUUUUGCGGGCGCUUGA